Messenger RNA from Vicia faba (fava bean), 1137 nucleotides. The record is from the annotation of a GenBank genome assembly. NCBI's taxonomy places the organism in Eukaryota, Viridiplantae, Streptophyta, Magnoliopsida, Fabales, Fabaceae.
AUGGCAGCUACAAAGGAGAAAAAAAGUGUUGCCAUAAUCUUUGGUGUCACUGGACUUGUUGGGAGAGAGUUAGCUAAGAAACUAAUUUUCCAAUCUUGUUGGAAAGUUUAUGGUAUAGCUAGAAAUCAAGAAACACUAGUAUCAAACACCCUUUUGAGCCCUUAUUACAAUUUCAUUUCUUGUGAUUUGCUUAACCCUUUAGAGACUCAAAAAAAGUUAUCGUUAUUACAAGAUGUUACACAUGUGUUUUGGGUGACAUGGGCUAGUCAAUUUCCAUUAGAUACACAAGAAAGUUGUGACCAAAACAAAGCCAUGAUGUCAAAUGCUUUGGAUUCUUUGCUCUCAAAUGCAAAGAAUCUAAAACAUGUUUCACUUCAAACAGGUACAAAGCACUAUGUAUCACUUCAAGUUCAAGCCCCUUUUGAUGAACAAAAGAAGAAAGUGAAGUACUACAAUGAAGAGUUUCCAAGGAUGAGUAAAAGCCAUAAUUUCUACUAUGCAUUAGAGGAUUUGCUCAUGGAGAAAUUGAAUGGCAAGGUUUAUUGGUCAGUGCAUAGGCCUGGUUUAUUAUUUGGAAAUUCAAUUAGAUCAUUUUAUAAUUUUAUGGGAAGUUUAUGUGUUUAUGGGUCAAUUUGUAAAAAAAUGAAUCUCCCUUUUGUGUUUGGUGGAACAAAAAAGUGUUGGGAGGAGCCUUACAUUGAUGGGUCAGACGCGAGGCUUGUAGCUGAUCAACAUAUUUGGUCAGCUACAAAAAGUGUUAUAGUUUCUACUAAUGGACAAGCUUUUAAUUCAAUCAAUGGCCCAAGUUUCACUUGGAAAGAAAUUUGGCCAAUUGUUGGAAAAAAGAUAGGAGUUAUAGUCCCUCAAGAAAUGUUUGAUGGAGAUUUUUGGUAUUCAAAAGCUAUGAUUGAGAAGGAACAUGUUUGGGAAGAGAUUGUGGAGGAAAAUGGUUUGGUGAAAACAAAAGUUGAAAAUUUAGUUAAUUGGGAAUUUUUAGAUGCUUUAUUUAGAUUCCCUUUUAAGCUUAUGGGGAGUAGAGAUAAAGUUGAUGAGUAUGGUUUUGGUGUAAGGUAUAAGACUUUGAAUUCAAUAUUGUAUUGGAUUGAUUGUAUGAGAGAUGAGAAGGUGAUUCCUUAA